AUGGCCAAAGUAGAACUCAUGCUGAUGGACAGCCAGCAUCGUGCCGGCUCCGGCAGGAUGCUUACUGACUGCGCUCAUUUAGUCGAACGUCUGUUUUCUACCAAUAUGAGCUCUUGGGGUGGAAUCGAGGGUCACGUCAGAUUUGAGCUAACCAUCAUGUGGUGCUACUAA
Molecule: messenger RNA, 171 nt
Organism: Plasmopara halstedii
Lineage: Eukaryota; Oomycota; Peronosporomycetes; Peronosporales; Peronosporaceae
Exons: 2
Coding region: 1-171 (56 amino acids)
Source: RefSeq, a predicted model, not a curated record